UUUAUCUUCUUUCUUUCUAUUUUUAACAACAAAACAGGAACAAAAUCGCCGCUUAAAAACCUCUUCUUUCUUUUACUUGAACGGUUCAACAAUUCAGAGACUAUUCACAAAAAUUUCCUCCCCUUUCUCAUUCUCACUAAAACAGGAAGUGAAAACCACCAUGAGCAAACUCGAUUUAAUUUGAACAUAGAGACAAAACCACAAUUAGAAAACAAACUUUUACUCCCUUUCAAUCUUCAAGAAAAACAGAGCAAAAUCAUUUUUUCUUUUUUUGAAAUAUAAUAGAGCAAAACCAUUAUCGUGAACUAACUUCCAUUCUUUCUCCUGUCCUUAAAUCUUCACAACAAAAUAGAGAUAAAACCACAAUUCAACAAACGUUUGCUCUCUUUCCUUCACCAACUCAACAGGAACAAUAAAACGAACUAACUUUCCUCCUUUCUUUAAACAGGAACCACCAAACCCAACGAAAAGCCAGUAAAAACCUCAGUUUUUCGGAUAGAGCCAAGGCGGCUUAGGCAACAAUGGCUAGAGACAACCUUCAAGUCCUCACCGCCCUCGAUGUUGCCAAGACCCAAUGGUACCACUUCACUGCCAUUGUCAUCGCCGGUAUGGGCUUUUUCACCGAUGCCUAUGACCUCUUCUGCAUAUCUCUAAUCACAAAAUUACUGGGUCGUAUCUAUUACUACGACAAGAACGGCUCUCGUCCAGGGUCCCUCCCCCCAAAUGUGUCUGCCGCUGUCAAUGGAGUGGCCUUCUGCGGGACCUUCUCAGGGCAGCUCUUCUUCGGGUGGCUUGGCGAUAAGCUGGGCCGAAAGCGUGUCUAUGGUAUUACCCUCAUGGUCAUGGUUGUGUGCUCCAUUGCCUCUGGCCUCUCCUUUGGCUCCUCCCCGAAGGGUGUGAUAGCAACACUCUGCUUCUUUCGAUUUUGGCUUGGCUUUGGAAUUGGGGGGGACUACCCGCUGUCAGCUACUAUUAUGUCAGAAUACGCAAACAAGAGGACACGAGGAGCCUUCAUCGCUGCAGUGUUUGCGAUGCAGGGGUUUGGGAUACUCGCUGGUGGGAUGGUGGCAAUCAUAGUGUCUGCGGCGUUCAAUGCCAAGUUUGAUGUACCUUCAUUUGCAGUGGCAGGGAAGGCAUCAACAGUGCCUGAGGCAGACUAUGUGUGGAGGAUUAUACUGAUGUUUGGGGCUUUGCCAGCAGCACUUACAUACUACUGGAGGAUGAAGAUGCCCGAGACUGCUCGUUACACUGCGCUUAUCGCAAAAGAUGCCAAACGGGCAGCAGCCGACAUGUCAAAGGUCCUCCAAGUUGAUAUUCAAGCAGAACCUGAAAGGUCGUGGCCCGAUGCUAAUGCCAACUCGUUUGGCCUCUUCAGCCGAGAAUUCGCUCGCCGCCAUGGCAUCCACCUCUUUGCCACCUGCUCCACGUGGUUCCUCCUCGACAUUGCAUUCUACAGUUCAAACCUCUUCCAGAAAGACCUAUUCACAGCCAUUGGAUGGAUCCCCCGUGCCAAAACAAUGAACGCUAUCCAAGAGGUCUAUGUCAUUGCUCGUGCCCAAACCCUGAUUGCUCUGUGCUCCACUGUUCCUGGCUACUGGUUCGCUGUCUUCUUCAUCGACAAAAUGGGACGUUUCACCAUCCAAUUCAUGGGAUUCGCGAUGAUGACCAUCUUCAUGUUUGCGCUUGCCAUACCUUAUAAUCACUGGACCCAUCCUGAUAACCGCAUUGGGUUUGUUAUGAUGUACGCUCUCACCUUCUUCUUUUCAAAUUUUGGGCCAAAUACCACCACAUUUGUUGUGCCCGCCGAGAUUUUUCCAGCAAGGCUUAGGUCAACUUGUCACGGGAUAUCUGCUGCUUCGGGUAAGGCUGGGGCCAUGGUUGGGGCAUUUGGGUUUUUGUAUGCAGCCCAAAAGAAGAACAAGGCUCUUGCUGAACUCGGUUAUCCGGCUGGUAUCGGGAUGAGGAAUACAUUGAUUAUACUCGGUUGUAUCAAUCUUUUGGGGACGUUUAUCAGUUUGUUAGUGCCUGAAUCGAAGGGUAAAUCACUAGAGGAGAUGUCAGGUGAGAAUGAAGUUGAUGAUGAGAAGCAACAGAGGCUGGAACUCUCUAAUCGGACAGUGCCGGUUUGAUGGCGAUGAUGAUGCAUCUUUUCUCUUGAACCACUUAAUUUGUUUCAUCUAGCUAUCUUUAACUGGAUGGUCCCUGUCUGAUGAUGCAUCUAAAACCGAUAUGAGGAGUUUGAUACCAAAUUCGGUGAUGUUGGUCGUAACUGUUUCUACAACAUAUCCAACCCCCAUAGUCAACACAUUUCUGAUGUGAAAGCGAUUCAGCUCACAACCGGCUGAUCUGCUGGGCAGAAUUGUAAUGGAGAUGAAUUUUGGCCCCUUGGAUUCCUCUAUCUUCAUACUAAAUUUCGAGUCCUUUGGACUGUCCAUCAGAGAGUAGAAUGAGUGAAACACGCGCAGACUGGCAUACUUUCUUAUCAACAUGAACCUUUUUUGAGGAUGGUUUGAAUUUAAAUUUGUUUUGGCUCUAUCUUAUGUAAAUAUCAUAUAAAAGAGGCUAUCACCACUUAUGGGUCGUUUGGGUCCUGCUAAAAGCUGAAUUUGAAAGAACAAUGAUGUUUGGUUGCUGCUGGUGGUUGCUGCUGGAAGAACCAGUAUAUCAAAAAUAAUGAAAAUCAGGU
Messenger RNA from Amborella trichopoda, 2686 nucleotides. The record is from RefSeq and is a predicted model, not a curated record. NCBI's taxonomy places the organism in Eukaryota, Viridiplantae, Streptophyta, Magnoliopsida, Amborellales, Amborellaceae.